GGGAAAUUCCUCCCAAGAAACCUUUUGCUAUUAUAUUAAGAUAGAUUUAUUGUAAAACUGAUAUCCUGUUUUUUAGCUGUUUGCCCCCCACGUUGAAGAAUCCCUUGCGACUAUGCCUCCAGUUAACCCAUUGCGCCUCAGCGCACUUUCUCGACUUAAUGAUGAAAGUUUUGUUUGGCCUUGGAAGGGAAUAGUCGCAAAUGUUCCAAUUCAGUACAAGGAUGGAAAGUUUAUUGGCGAGAGCGGGCAAAAGCUUAAAGAGGAGUGGGUUGCCAUUGCCAAAGGGUAUAACCCAGUGAAGGUUCAACCACUGUGGAGUAGUAAGGGGCAUUCUGGCUUCACUAUUGUGGAGUUUGCCCGGGACUUCUCUGGGUUUGAAAAUGCAAUGGCAUUUGGACGGGAGUUCGAGCUGGAUAAACAUGGAAAAUUGGAAUGGACUUACGGGAAGAGAGAUGACAAGCUCUUUGCGUGGAUUGCUGGCCGUGAUGACUACAAUGCCCCUGGCAUUAUUGGUCAUUAUCUCAAGAAAAAUGGAGAUUUGAAAUCUAUUUCUGAGAUCCAAAACGAGAAUCAGAGGAAGAGUUCAAACCUGUGUUCUGAUUUGACCACAAAGCUGGAGUCCAAGAGCAGGAAGUGGGAGGAGAUUGCAGAGAAGAUAAGUAAAACUGAAAGGAAGCUGAACAAAAGGAUGAAGAUGCUUGCAAAGUAUAACAAAGAGUUGGAGAAGAUGCAGCAAAAGGUAUUGUCAGAGCUACAUAAUAUUUUAAGGGAGAAUACGAGAAGUGAACAGAGAUUAAAUGACCAGCGUGAAAAGCUGAAACUGAAAGAAAAUGAACUGAAAUUUCGCGAAAAACUUAAUGAAAGUGAGAAGAGGAAGCUUGACAGAGAUAAAGAAAUGAAUGAGAGGGCAAUUCUUGCUCAAAAAAAGGCUGAUGAGACAAUGUUGAAAUUAGCUGAAGAGCAGAAGAGAGAAAAAGAGCUCUAUCACCAAAAGAUCAUUGAACUUGAAAAGGAACUUGAUGCAAAGCAAGCGCUGCAAUUAGCGAUUGAGUCCUUAAGAGGUGCCAUUGAAGUCAGGAGACAUAUGGGCGAGGAAGAAGAUCUGCUAGCUAAGCAAAAACUGACAUCAAUUGAAGAAGAGCUUAAAGAGAAGGAAGAAGAACUUGAGGAUAUGGAAAACAGGAACAACAAUCUCAUUAUAAAGCAACGACGCGACAAUGAUGAAGUGCAAGAUGCUCGUAAAGAGUUGAUCAAUGAAUUGAAAGGCAGCCGUGCCAACAUUUCUGUGAAGUUAAUGGGGGAUCUUGAUACUAAGCCAUUCAUUGCUGUUGCUAAGCGAAAGUAUUUCAAAAAAGGAGCACCAGAAAAAGCGGAGGAGCUUUGCACACUGUGGGACAGUAACUUAAGUGACCCACACUGGCAUCCUUUUAGGCAUGUCAUCAAGAAGGGUGAUGGAUCAGAUAAUAACGCUGCUGAGGUGGAGGAGGGGAUAGAUGAAGAAGAUGAGAGGCUGGUUGGUCUAAAGGAGGAGCAUGGUGAGGAAGCAUAUGAAGCAGUGAAGACUGCGCUGAAGGAGUUGAAUGAAUACAACCCUAGUGGGAGGUACCCAGUGGAAGAGCUUUGGAACGUCAAAGAGAAGAGAAGGGCUUCCCUAAAGGAAGGCGUGGAGCAUAUUAUUAAACAAUGGAGGACACUCAAGGGGAAGAGAGACCUGAGUGCAGUUUGAUGACAAGUGGGGGAUCCUACUUAGUACUAAGUACUAACUACUAGAGUAAUGUUUAUUAGUAGAGUUUACUUUGGCAGUUUGACCUGGGGACACAGUAAUGUUUACUGUGGCAGAAUUUGCUUAUAUAUACUCCCUCCGUCUCACUAAGAUUGUCCCAUUUUACCUUUUCAGGAAGUCCCACUAAGAAUGUCUCAUAUCAAAUUUGGUAAAAAUUGUGCGGCUCUAAAUCAUUCUUACUUUAUCAAUUUAAUAUCAAUUUAAUGCA
Messenger RNA from Cuscuta europaea, 1991 nucleotides. The record is from the annotation of a GenBank genome assembly. Lineage: Eukaryota; Viridiplantae; Streptophyta; Magnoliopsida; Solanales; Convolvulaceae.